CCCGGGCUCCCGCCCUCGGCCGCUGCCCACGGGGCCGUGCUGCUUAGCCACUGGGACCCCACACUCAGCUCCAACUGGGACGGCGAACGAACCGCGCCGCAGUGUCUACUUCGGAUCAAGCGGGAUAUCAUGUCCAUUUAUAAGGAGCCUCCUCCAGGAAUGUUCGUUGUACCUGAUACUGUUGACAUGACUAAGAUUCAUGCAUUGAUCACAGGCCCAUUUGACACCCCUUAUGAAGGGGGUUUCUUCCUGUUCGUGUUUCGGUGUCCGCCCGACUAUCCCAUCCACCCGUCUCGGGUCAAACUGAUGACAACGGGCAAUAACACAGUGAGGUUUAACCCCAACUUCUACCGCAAUGGGAAAGUCUGCUUGAGUAUUCUAGGUACGUGGGCUGGCCCCGCCUGGAGCCCAGCCCAGAGCAUCUCCUCCGUGUUGAUCUCCAUCCAGUCCCUAAUGACUGAGAACCCCUAUCACAAUGAGCCUGGCUUUGAGCAGGAGAGACAUCCAGGAGACAGCAAAAAUUACAAUGAAUGUAUCCGGCAUGAGACCAUCAGAGUGGCAGUCUGUGACAUGAGAGGAAAGUGUCCCUGCCCUGAGCCCUUACGAGGGGUGAUGGAGAAGUCCUUCCUGGAGUAUUACGACUUCUAUGAGGUGGCUUGCAAAGAUCGCCUGCACCUUCAAGGCCAGACAAUGCAGGACCCUUUUGGAGAGAAGCGUGGCCACUUUGACUACCAGUCCCUCUUGAUGCGCCUGGGACUGAUUCGUCAGAAAGUGCUGGAGAGGCUCCAUAAUGAGAAUGCCGAAAUGGACUCUGAUAGCAGUUCGUCUGGGACAGAGACAGACCUGCACGGGAGCCUGAGGGUUUAGACCCUGCUCCCUUCUCCCCUCCCCCCACUCAAGGGUCCCAGCAACGUCCCUCCCUCCCCCCCCACCCCAGGGAUGGAGAGGCACUGUGUAUCUCCCUCCAAACGUGACGUCAUCCUGCAAGAUGGCAAGAACCAAGCCAGCUCGGAUCCCAGGGUGUGGGAGUGAGGAGGCUGUUCCUGACCUGACCUCCCUGGCUCUCAAGCAUCCGGGGCUAUGUUCAUCCCAUAGCAGGGGCCAAGGUACCGACGCAGGAGCACCCAGGGUGAGGGCCUCUGGCAAACACAAGCGGCCGACACACCUCUCCGUGGGGCCAGCUCCUCAGGGGGAGGCGGGAGACAGAAACUGUAAUUCCAAGAGGGAGCGUGCCCACAUGAUUGAGGGGGAUAUCUGGAAGGGAGCUUUGGGUGGGGACUGUGACACUUAAGCAGUCUGGGUGGUUGUCUGUCUGUCUGCAGUCUUGAAGCAGGGCUUCCCGAUGCCCUUUUCCUCCCUGCCUCUCUUCUCCCAAUACUUCCCAUGGGCCAGCAUAAUUUUGUUUUUCCUAAUUUAUAGUCACUGUUCUAGACAGACCAAAGAGAAGGAACAGUGGUGGAGUCUAGGCUGCUGAUCAGUGAGCUUUACCUAGCACCUGAGCACCUUUCUCCUCUGCCCGCCCCCAUUUCCUCGCCCAUUUCCAGAUUUAAGACAGAAGGUAAAUGUGACUGGGAUGGAACUGAGGUCCUGGUAGAGCCUGCACAGGCACCAUGAGAAGCUGAUUUUGUUCCCGUAAUCACUGAUUUGAAAAGUUCCCAACGCAGCCAGCUGCUGUUUGUGGGGUACUAGAGCCACUACAUAGAAUAGUCUUUUACAGAUGUUCCUAAAUGCUACCCACGAUGAGGGUAUUUCCCCUGGGGGUGGGGUGCAGUGGGGAGACUGAUGCUAGUCCUCUUGUGUUCUGUUUGGCUGACCUUGUGUAUUUUCACCCUGGCCUCUAGUUACCCCCCCAACCUCCCUCCCACUUCAAUGCCCAGGGACUUGUGGGGAGCAAGGGUCGCCAAUGGCAGAGGGGCUGGAGCUGGGACUUGUGGGCCCCGCUGCUUCUCUUGCCUCUCCGCCUCCCGUCCUUCCCAGCUGCUCUGUCACUGGCUCUGAUGGCUGUUUGCCUGGCUGUGUUGCUUCUCUGUCUGUAUCUAGCUGCAGUGAUCCUUUAGCUGGUUGGCUCAGAAGAAUGUGUGUUAGGCGCCCUGUGGUACUGGGCACUGAGAAUCUCCAGCCUUCCCCUUUUUGGUGUGUUCUCCCCAUACUUUCCAGAUUCUUACUGUUAGGGCUCCCAGGGGGUGUUGGUGAUCCGUGUGACGCAGGGCCUCAAUCAGUAUCCAGCCGCGUGUAUGGGAGAGGAUGACUUGGGCCUGCCCUGCCCGCUGCUGUGGAGGCUUCUGCCUGUGGGUCAUGGGACUUCCGGGGAGUUCGGAAGGGGUUGGGCACGAAGGAGAAUGUCCAGAUUGGGAGGGCAGGAAGCAAAGAAACUGGACAGGAAGUGGGCUUGGGGAACGGAAGUUUAUCUCGGAUACCUAAGGCUGGGUCUCUUAACAAGGAGACUUAAAGAGGGACCCCGUUGCCAAUUUCCCUCUUCCAUUCCCAGAGCAAGUACAGGGCUUAGCAGAAGGCCCUUGGCCUGUUGGUCCAGUGGUUGUCUGUCAUCCAUUUAAGUGCUCCCACUUUCAAGUGACAAUCCUCUCCUUGGCCCUGCCGUGGGCAGAGCAUGUCUGGCAUACCAGCCUGACUUUUAUGCCCUAAUCUUGAGUUGAGGAAAUAUAUGCACAGGAGUCAAAAGAGAUGUCUUUAUAUCUGACUGUACAUAAAUGAAGUUUUUUUUUUUUCUUUU
Molecule: messenger RNA, 2731 nt
Organism: Mustela lutreola (European mink)
Lineage: Eukaryota; Metazoa; Chordata; Mammalia; Carnivora; Mustelidae
Product: ubiquitin-conjugating enzyme E2 Z-like
Biological process (GO): negative regulation of apoptotic process
Cellular component (GO): nucleus
Molecular function (GO): ubiquitin conjugating enzyme activity; cysteine-type endopeptidase inhibitor activity
Source: RefSeq, a predicted model, not a curated record